Boleophthalmus pectinirostris (great blue-spotted mudskipper) is the source of this 2633-nucleotide messenger RNA. RefSeq names its product hairy-related 9 (gene hes4). Bases 1464 to 2297 code for a protein of 277 amino acids. The record is from RefSeq and is a predicted model, not a curated record. The transcript is spliced from 4 exons. NCBI's taxonomy places the organism in Eukaryota, Metazoa, Chordata, Actinopteri, Gobiiformes, Gobiidae. Gene Ontology annotation, biological process: regulation of neurogenesis; anterior/posterior pattern specification; regulation of transcription by RNA polymerase II. Gene Ontology annotation, molecular function: RNA polymerase II cis-regulatory region sequence-specific DNA binding; protein dimerization activity; DNA-binding transcription factor activity, RNA polymerase II-specific. Gene Ontology annotation, cellular component: nucleus.
UGUCCGUUUAUGAAUUUGUGUAUGACAGAGCAAAAACCUAUGUGCAGUAUAGGUCUACCUAUUUAUUGUUAGUAAAUGACUGUUAGUUAGUUAGGUCUAGUUAGUUUAACCAAGUUUAGUUUAGCUGUUUCUAUUUUAUUCGCCAUUAUGUGGGUUCUUCGUACAAUGCCCAAUGACAUAUGUUGGUAACCACUCCCAGGAGAAAUCUCGCUCUCAUUUCUGUAAUGUAGUUUCGCUGUCGGCACGUGCUAGACUGAGAACGGGGAAGGUAGUGUGCGCGAGUGGCACGCGGACAGAUGUGGCCCCGCCCUCGUGGUGCUCGCGCUGGAGUACACAGGGCCGGUCGCUCAGCCAAUCACAAGUUGCAGCGCCUCUUUUGCAUUGAAGCGGUGUCUCGCCAUUGGCCCGGAGCGUGCCGCUGCAAACCGCCUCGCGUGCCAUCAGAUGUCUGCUCCUGGGAAGCGCGAGCAGGAUAAAAAUAGUGUGAAGUGUGUUUGUUUAAGGCGCGUAGGGACAAGACUCUACUGCGGUUAAUAAAUAUGGAGUGACGUUAUAAAAAUGAUGAGCUGCUACUGAUGUGGUGGCUUAAGGUUAAUGCGGAUCAGCACAAACUGCAGUAAAAGAAUAAAAGAAAGAGUAUGGUGUGGUGUGGCAUAUAGGAUCUGAGUUGGGCAUAUUUGUUAUAGGCUUUUUAACUAUUAUUUCAAAAUACUGUAAAUACGUUAUUUUCGUUGCAUAGCCAUUCAAUGGCAAACUUUUGAUCCACUCAUCUUUUCAACUCUUAACGCUAAUUCCAAAAUCCAAGGAUUUAGACCUACUCAAAAUAUCAAGUUCAUAAAUGUUAACUCGUUCCCAUCUAUAACAUGAAUCCGAGUUGUUUUUUUCCUGCGUGUUUCCGACUUUGUAUUGUAACACAUUUUACUAAAAACUCUCGUGGCUCCUGUUCGGUUACACCGUAGACAGCGCACCAGUGUUCACUGGACUCGGUGUGGAGUCCACAUUCUUCCACAGCACGCACCAAACAGCUACAUUUCUCGAGGAGCAAGGCGCAUUCCCCUGUUAUCGCUUCACAGCCGCCGCCGUGCACCUCGCUCGCUUUGUUGUUUGUCCCUGCAGGGCUGAUUGCGCAGCGCGUGACUGACGGCCCGCGGGGGUGUUGUCCAAUCAGCAGCCUGCCCCGCGCCCAAUGGGUGAGUCCUUGCUGCCAUUGGCUGAGGCGAGUGUGGGAAAGAAUGCAGAGAGGGUUUCACACGAACUGGGAGCACGCAGGCCGGCUAUAAGUAGCUCCACGGCGCGUGUCAGUGGCAGAAGCGUAUCACGCUCCGAGACGCGCAGAUAAACACAUCGUGAGCCACUCCUGGAUGUUCUAGCGGGACACGCGGAGACUCUCCUCCAACUUUUUUCCUAACUUCGCCUUCUAUUGCCAAAGGGAUAUUAUUUUUUGCUUGUUCUUGGUUUGGUUAAUGAUGCCUGCCGAUACAAUGGAGAAGCAGACCGCAUCACCAAUUGCCGGUGCCCCUGCGUCCGGAUCACACACUCCGGACAAACCUAAAAAUGCCAGUGAGCACAGAAAGUCGUCCAAACCCAUCAUGGAGAAACGGCGCAGAGCUCGUAUCAACGAAAGUCUGGGUCAGCUCAAGACCCUCAUCCUGGACGCUCUCAAAAAAGAUAGCUCCAGACACUCUAAAUUGGAGAAAGCAGAUAUCCUGGAGAUGACUGUCAAGCACCUGCGGAACCUGCAGCGCGUGCAGAUGAGCGCAGCUCUCUCUGCUGAUGCCACGGUUCUGAGCAAGUACCGUGCUGGUUUUAACGAGUGUAUGAACGAGGUGACGCGCUUCUUGUCCACCUCUGAGGGGGUAAACGCCGAGGUGCGCUCUCGGCUUCUGAGCCACCUGUCCGGCUGCAUGGGCCAGAUGAUGUAUCCGCAGCAGGCCCCAUCCCAGCAGCACAUCGCGCAGCCUCUCCACGUGCAGCUGCCCUCCACUCUGCCUCUCAACGCCUCUAAACUCAGCCCCGCCGAGACCGCCUGCCCUAAGGUCCUGGGUGGUUUCCAGCUUGUGCCUGCCACUGAUGGACAGUUUGCCUUCCUCAUCCCAAGUCCGUCCCCCGUCAUCCCUCUGUACGCCAAUGCAGGGCCCGUGGCUGUUAACGCUAAUCCGGUUCAUGGCAGCUCCGUGCCACCAGCUGCUUCCCCUGUCCAUGGCAUGACAUCUUUUUCUGGGGCUCCUCAAGCGGUCAGCCCUGUGAGCAUAAGCACUGGCUCUGAGAGCAGUGAGCCAGUAUGGCGGCCCUGGUGAUGCCACCACCGGGGUCUGGACUGUAACACAUGGGUGUACCCGUGCUUUGGGACGUAGUUGUCCCACUAGUUGUUCCGUUUUAAGGGACGAGCCUGUUUUGGCUAUGGUAAUUAAUUUAUGGUCCACUCCAACAUUUGGAUGUGGAUGAUAAAGAGUUGUAAAUGCAUUUGGACAUUAGUGACACUGUUUAAAGUACUUAGUCUAGUUUUGUACAGACUUGUAAUUGUUUGUCAAACCAAAGUGUUUUAUAUUCUUUUCUUUGUUGUUUGUGUUGAACACGAAAUAUAAAAAGUGGGCUUGACCCAUUGUUUAAAUAAAAGAUAUUUUUAAACAUUA